CUCCGCAAUGUGCCAGAUCAGAAUGGCUCAGUAGACAGAGAGAUUCCGAAUGCACCGGGUUGUAUCGGUUGGAAUCGGGCAAUCCAGCGUUGUGUUUUGGAGAAGCCGUUUCUGGCGAGAACACGGCCCGUGACUUUAUUCCAGGCCAAGUCCUGGAGGAGUCUUUUCUUUGCUCGCGACCUGAUGGCGAUCUCGUCAUCUAUUCUUCCAAUUGAGAGUCCAGAUCGAGACAGUCGUCGUGAAAUGGCCCGAGAUCCCGAGGUUGGCGGAAAAUGA
Messenger RNA from Rasamsonia emersonii CBS 393.64, 276 nucleotides. RefSeq lists its product as uncharacterized. The annotation marks the transcript as partial. The record is from RefSeq and is a predicted model, not a curated record. The transcript has a single exon. NCBI's taxonomy places the organism in Eukaryota, Fungi, Ascomycota, Eurotiomycetes, Eurotiales, Trichocomaceae.